AUGGCUGCGCCCAUCGGAGAAAGCAAGAAUGAGAUGAAAAAGUUCAAUAAAAAAUUGGCAAGACUUCGACAAACACUCAAAGAUAGAGAGAAUAUCAUCUGUUUAGAUGAUGCAACUAAUAUCAUUUGUGUGUGCAAUGGUGGACUUGACAACAAUGUGUCUUAUGAAGAAAUACACGCCCUCUUCACUCGCUAUGGACAAAGCUGCAGUGUUCUCAUGCAGCCACAGAAGUCUUACUGUUUCAUCAGCUACAAUACAGUUGGAGAGGCAACGGAAGCUGUCAAUCAGUUGAAUGGUCAUAAACUAUUAACAUCAGAACAACGUAAAGCCGAGGUUGUUCUGUAUACACUUUUUGUAAGCAAAGUUGCAGACAGUGUUAGUCCCUCUGCCAGCUUGCCCCCAGGGCUCAUCUUACUAGAGGACUACAUCUCACAUGAGUAUGCCGAAACAAUCCUUGCCUCUAUAGACCUCAGUCAAAACCAAAAUACAGGUCAGCAGGCCGACUUGAAACACAGACGGGUGAAGCACUAUGGUUAUGAGUUCAAGUACUCCAUCAACAAUGUGGACCCAGAUGAUCCCCUGAUGGAGGGGAUCCCGGAGGUGUUUCUGCCUCUACUUGAGAAACUAAGGGGCUCCGGGGUCAUAGGUCACAUGCCAGACCAACUCACAGUUAAUCAGUAUCAGCCUGGCCAGGGUAUCCCUCCUCAUGUGGAUACCCCUUCAGCUUUCGAAGAUGGCUUGGUCUCAUUGAGCCUUGGCUCUCAGGUGUUGAUGGAGUUUCGCCAUCCAGAUGGUCAACACCUGUCUGUGCUGCUGCCCCACAGAAGUGUUCUCGUCAUGACCGGGGAGUCCAGAUAUGUGUGGUCCCACGGCAUUACUCCACGGAAGUCUGACAUUGUGGCGACACCAGACACGGGACUAACAUUGUCACCACGAGGAGUGAGAACUUCCUUCACCUUCAGGAAAAUAACAGGGGUCAAACCUUCACAAGUUGACAGUUUAGGCCCAGAGACAGGAGAUACCUGUCUGCCUGAGGAUGAAAUCUCUGCUGCAUCAUUGGAGAGACUUCAUGUUCACCAGGUGUAUGAGCAGAUUGCAGAUCACUUCAGUGGUACCCGUCACUCCCCCUGGCCCCGCAUUGCUGAUUUCCUGAGAAACCAGCCCCCUGGCUCUCUUCUUAUAGACAUUGGCUGUGGGAAUGGCAAAUAUUUUGGAAUCAAUAAAGGCUUGUUUGAGCUAGGCUCUGACAUGAGUUCGAACCUUGCUGGCAUCUGUGGUGGUCGUGGCCACCAGGUGUAUGUGGGGGAUGUGUUAAACAUUCCACUCCGGGAAGGAACAUUUGAUGUCUGUCUAUGUAUAGCUGUCAUACAUCAUAUGUCAACAAAGGAACGAAGGAGGAAAGCUGUAUCAGAGUUGUUAAAGGUUCUGCGCCCUGGGGGUCAGGCGUUAAUCUAUGUUUGGGCGGUGGAACAAGAACGCCAUAAAGUCAAGUCCAAAUACCUCAAGGGCAAAGGCGCACAGAGCCAAAGUAGUUCGGAAAGUCAAAUGGAUGAUAAAAAACAGAAUGCUGACACUGAUGAGAAUGCCCCACGGGAAACUAUUCCUGAAAAAGAGCCCUUUCAUUUGACAAACAAUAUGUUGGAUAAUCCUUCUGCUCAUGAUGAAUCUGUGUUGGGCGAGGUGAAACCGAGUGGAGGUGCAACUGCUAUGAAAGGAAACCCACAAAAGCUUGAGGUUCACAUCAAUAGAACUCAUUUUAAACAUCAGGACGUUUUAGUGCCAUGGCAACUAAAGAAUAAAUCAGAUAGUAGCAAACAAGACGGAACUAGUGCACAGACAUUUCAUAGAUUCUACCAUGUUUUUCAUCAAGGAGAGUUGGAAGAAUUGUGUGAGAGUGUAGGCAGAUGUAAGGUUGCAAACAGUUACUAUGACCAAGGAAACUGGGCUGUACAGUUAGAAAAAUUGUGAUUCAUCAGUUGGUUAAUAUAGAUCAGAAACUAAUACUGUGAUUUAAUAUAGUAGCAAAUAAAUUUGAAAGUCAAAGUACAUUAACACCUAUUUUAUUGUAACAUUAAAUAUGUUGGAAUCAAAUCUUAUAGGUCUUGCUAU
Molecule: messenger RNA, 2109 nt
Organism: Mya arenaria
Lineage: Eukaryota; Metazoa; Mollusca; Bivalvia; Myida; Myidae
Product: alkylated DNA repair protein alkB homolog 8-like
Exons: 11
Coding region: 1-1968 (655 amino acids)
Biological process (GO): tRNA wobble uridine modification
Cellular component (GO): nucleus; cytoplasm
Molecular function (GO): tRNA binding; S-adenosylmethionine-dependent methyltransferase activity
Source: RefSeq, a predicted model, not a curated record